CAUCUGAGCCUCGCCUCUGAUCCUCACAGAUCCCUACACCUCACUCCCUGCUGGGAUAUUUCCCACUGAGUUCUGGUUGGGAAUUUGACCUGGUCACUGUCACCGAAGCAUUCAACAGGUCAGGCAGGGGAGGAUAGGGUGCCCAAACUCUUCUGUCAUAAACUCCAUCUAAGAGUUUUCAGGCGCUUUUUUGUGCUUCUGUUAUUUGUUGCUGGUCUGAAGGAUUUCUGGGUAGGCACGUCCCAGUCACAAUGAAAGUUGAGCGAAGUUUUAGCUUUAAUUUUUUAGCUAGAAUUCACCGCAGCAAAAAUUCGUUUAAGCAGCAUAAUGUUUAAGUCAAUACAACUGUACUAAAAACAAAAUCCUGGGAGAACUCGGGGUAGGCAUCGUCUGAGCAGCAAAAGAGAUUAAAUGUUUCAGAUCCAUGAUUUCUGAAGGAAAAAAAUUAUACAUUCAUUGGUUGAUUUGCAUGCCGUCCAUCGGAUACUUCCAUUACAACGGUGUACUAAGUAGUACAAGGAAAUGAAGUGCUAUCGUUCCUGAGAAGGUGCAGUACAAACAAGCAUAAGGUUCCAGUCCAUAAUGACUGUGAGUUCAAGAGUCCAUCUUACCAUACGGGGACUGUUUGAUUGUCUUAUAAUAGCAGGAUGGAAGUUGUCCUUCAGCCUUAUUGAACGUACCCUUUCAGACUUUUGUAUUUUCUGCCGGAUGGGAAGAUGAAAAGCGAAAAUGCCUGGGAACCUGAAAACAAUGGAGGAAGAUCAUAGCCCAGCAUCUGACACUGUGUCUCACCCCGGUGAUGUGAUAGAAAAGACCCGGAACUCUGGCACCUCUCAGUCAAAACCCAGGGGCAUGAAUACAUACCCACCAGUAUGUCGUUUCUAUUCUCGUGGAAGGUACUGUCAGUUUGGCCGGAGGUGCCGAUUUCUGCACGAGCAUCAGGAGCAACGGAUUGCUCCAAGUGUGCCUGAAAGCCAGAGCAGUGGAGCUGCUGAAAAUAUCCCUCAGUGCCAGAGUGGAGCAGAAUGUCCUGCAGGCAGUGGCCUAGUCAGGUUUGCUGAGGACGCUGCCGCACAGGGACGAACUCGCUUUGGAACACCCAAGAUGACGGGACCCAGAGAGAGAGCUAAAAGGCCGUGCCGUUACUUUCUGUCCGGCUAUUGUGCGAUGGAAGAGCGGUGCCGUUUUUGGCAUCCCGAGCGGUUGCCUGCGUUGAGAGACCCUGUGGAUCCCGAGCCCACCCGAAUCAGUCUGAGACCUGGACCAGGGCCGCUCAUUCGACCUCCCUUGCCCCGGCCUGCUGUGGUCAAGGAUGAAGUAAAGCUCAGCGAGCUGACCCAGGAGGUUGCCCGGCAGCUUCGAGAGACUGAAAUCAACCAGCUGUUGAAACGUUUCCCAAAGGACCAGUUGAUCAUUCAGGAGAGUGAGGAUGGGAAGCAGACUUUUUACCGCCUUGUGGUGGAGCCUACAGACCCAGACUGGCCUUUUGACUUGAAGGAGAUGGACAUACAGAUUUGUUUCCCAGACAAUUAUCCUUUGGAGGUGUUCACUUUGGAUAUCCCUGAGGAUCAGGAUCUGCCAGCAUCCAUGGGGAGGCACGUGUGUAAUGCUUCAGAGGAAUGGCUUCAGGCUAAACAUGCCACCAAUCGGCUUACGGGAAAACUAGAGCUAUUAUUUCGUCCUUACCUGCGGUGGCUAGAUCGCAACCUGGAGAAGCUGUUCAUUGAGGGAGCCAGAAAGAUAAAGAGGGAAUUGGACACAGAGAAAUCAGGGAUCCGUUUUAUACCCUUCCAGGAGCUUAAGCCAUGCCUACCAGAUGCACAGGUUCUGCAGCCUUCAGAAGGUUCUCCAUGUCCUCUGAAUGAAGAUCCUGUCAAAGGAUUGUCGCAGCAUCUUCAGCAGGCCAAGUUCACGGAAUCAGAAAGUCCAGAGAUGAGUGGCACAGCCAGUGAAGCCAGCUCUGGUGAGGAAGUUGAUGGUUGUUCAAGGACUGAUGCAUCUCACAGGCAUAAACCCCUCCCAGCUGCCAAUGGGAGCGGGCACCUGCCAAUAGGUUCUAACAGCAAGGGUCUGCCUAAGGGAACAACAAUACGAUUUCUUGGCUUUCAGCUGGGAGAAGGGACAGCAACACUGGCAGCUCAGCGGAUCACUGUGUCACUGAAAUGCAGCAGAUGCAAAAUAACUGCAGAUCUGACUGUGUCCCAAAAUUGCCCUUCUUCUGCAAGCUGUGAGAAAUGUAACAUGGACAUCAGUGUGGCAUUCCAACCUGGUGUACUGCAUGAGAAUUCGAAUGUCUUGGGUUACCUGGACCUGCGUGGAUGUGUCCCAGUAGACUUGAUCUUACAGGACAGUCACUUUACUGUGGGCUGUCUACACUGCUCCAAGGAGGGAACUCUGCAAGGUCUGUCCUAUGGCCGUUAUAAGGAGCUAAACUGUUUGCACUGUCAUGGCAAACUUGGCAUUUUGGUGGAGGCAACACAGUUUUACCAGAUGAACAGUCAGUCACAGGAUGAAAUCGAUAAAAAUUCAGUUCAUCGGCAUAAGAAGAGGCAGCCUCAAGGAUCUACCAUUCAGCUUGGUAAACCCCUGCCUGAGUUUGGCACUUGCAGCCAUUACAAGAAAAGUUGUCGUUGGCUCAGGUUUCAGUGUUGUGGGAAAGCUUACCCAUGUGACUUGUGUCACGAUGACAACCAGGACCACGUGAUGGAGAUGGCCACUCGAAUGAUCUGUGGAUUCUGUGCAAAGGAGCAGCCGUACAGCAACGGGAAACCCUGUGCUGCCUGCGGAGCUAUGAUGACAAAGGGAUCCUACAGCAGCCACUGGGAAGGUGGCCGAGGCUGCCGGAACCAAGUGCGGAUGAGUCGCAAAGACAAACAGAAAUAUGCAAACACUGCGAAGACCGUGUCCCGCCACUCCCAGCAGCAGCAGCAGAAGUGAGAAGAGUGGCCCUGCUUGGGAUCCCUGACUGGGGAACGGUGGCCUUAGUAAUGAUUCUGUGAGUGGGUUUGGUGUGUGCGUGGUUUUCUUUUUCCCUGUUGUUUCUUUCUACCUCCUGUGAGGUGAUGAAAGAAUAAAUGUUUUCAAAUUUCAAGGAUCUCGGGGAGAGGGGGUGAAACAGUCCAAUGAGGAAUGGGACACCGUUUACUGUAUGACACCAUCCAUGCCCUGGUCGUGCACACGGGCUUGACACGUCUGAUGACUGCCCAGCGUUAUUCUCAAUGUACAAGAGGUGCAAACUGGCGAAAGUCAUCGUGCCCUGCUGGCAACCCACUCCAACUCUUCUGAACCAGUCAUCCAGUACCGGUUUGUCCUGUCACGUGGAAGUUCUGGGUGUGUUUGUACCAGUAGACACAGCAGCUAAUGGAACCGGAACUGUGUAUUAUGCAAAAUGUCCACCAAGUUACCUGUAUCGCAUACAGUGAAGUGCUGCUCCUGCUGAUAGCAUUAGCCGAGUCCUUUCUUUUCUCUGCUGGAACACAUGCCACGGAGCAGAUCAUGCAGCUGCAGUUGUGUAGGGAGGAUCGCAAAAGCUGUAACGUGAUGCAGGGAAACUCUGAGAAUUGAUGGUGCUCUAACUCCGCCCAACCUCCUGAUCUGUGGCGCCAGGAGCCUGCACGCAAGUACAAUUGGAAGUUGAGUU
Hypanus sabinus (Atlantic stingray) is the source of this 3640-nucleotide messenger RNA. RefSeq lists its product as uncharacterized. The record is from RefSeq and is a predicted model, not a curated record. The transcript is spliced from 12 exons. Lineage: Eukaryota; Metazoa; Chordata; Chondrichthyes; Myliobatiformes; Dasyatidae. Gene Ontology annotation, molecular function: zinc ion binding; nuclear export signal receptor activity. The coding region runs from base 730 to 2937 and encodes 735 amino acids. Gene Ontology annotation, cellular component: nuclear envelope.